Messenger RNA from Suillus clintonianus, 1197 nucleotides. RefSeq lists its product as uncharacterized. The transcript is spliced from 2 exons. The coding region runs from base 44 to 1120 and encodes 358 amino acids. NCBI's taxonomy places the organism in Eukaryota, Fungi, Basidiomycota, Agaricomycetes, Boletales, Suillaceae. The record is from RefSeq and is a predicted model, not a curated record.
CUGUGGAACCCCGGUCGGGGUCCUAUUCUAAGUUGUGAUUUCCAUGGAUGUCACUCCGAGUCGACAGCAGGUACAGGACAUUGUCGCUCAAUUCGAGGGUGACAAUGCUGUGAUCGAACAGUUUCACGAGAUCUGCAACCAGCGAUUUAGUUACACAUCGUCUAUCAAGUUUUACACGAUCGAUAUCGUGCUCCGCAAUGCAUCGUACCUUCUUGCUGUCGCUCUCAAGACGCCCGACUCUAAACCAGUCUCGGUGAUACAGCCACUGCCCCUUAGCACCAUCCGCGAUCUCCUCUCAGAAAUCUCCGAUAACACCAAUUUGCCUGUACCAGAACUCAGAGGCUUCGACGAUUCUCUCGCACGCUAUCCAUUCCGUUAUCUCUUCCUCCGACUGCCCUCAUCAAACGCCCAGUCACUCUCAUCGCUGCGAUCGAGCGGAGCUCUCACUCCACGUCAAGAUGCUCUUCUGGACCUUAAGUUAGGAACCUUCCUCCAUUCCCUGCACUCACGCCAAAACGAUUGGUUCGGUAUCCCAGGAACACAGCCAGACGAGGAUGUGUGUUACAGUUGGCAGGAUACAUUCAUGCUGCUCCUGGAUGAGUUGCUAUGCGAGCUUGAAACCACUGGAGAGAUACAAAGGACGUUGGUGGAGGACAUACGCCGAUACCUAUCCCGCGCCAUCGGGUCAUUUUUAUUUGAAGACGCAGAAGUGCCUACGUUGGUUUGGUUGACAGGUUCGGCGGAUGAUGUGUAUGUCCAAGUUUUGGAGCCUCGUGGACCGAACGAGGAAGCUAGAGUGGAGAUUGCGUAUGUGCUGCCGGCGUUUGAUCGAGUGGUGUGGGGAGACCCGAUGUUGGAGGCGUUUUUUAUGCCGCCUGGGCCAAGCAAGUCGUUGGAAGAAGGGUAUCUGGAAGGAGAGGGUGGAACGUUGAUUGUUUUUGCGAGGCAGAGGACGAAGAGGACGUGGUAUACGUUGUUCUUAGCUCUAGUCGUACUGGCAGAAGUUGGGAGAGAUAAGGAGAAGGGGGAAGUGGAUCAUGGAACGCAUCAUAAGAUCUAUUGGGCGAGAGAGAUCCUCCCAAGAUGCGUUGAGGCGUUGAAGGACGCGCCCUGUCACUAGAAUGAUAUAGUAGAGUCCUGUAACUGUAUACCAGUCUUAGCUAUACGCAUGAAACAAAAGCAUGGAUUUGAUACCUA